UGUUGUAGCGCUGACAGUCACAUUCAUUCGUUCAUCCUCUCCUCGGUGGGUAAGGCUGUUUAUCGGCGGCUGGCUUAUUUACUAUCUUGCCGGUGCAUUCUUCCGGUAGCGCAUCGGAACACUAACAUUUCUGCCAGUUAUUUAACCCCAUCAGGACAGUCAUAAAAAAGUUAAAUAUGAGUGCACCUUUGGCAGGACGGCUAGCUUUUGUAACAGGCGCUGGUUCUGGGAUCGGUCGCGUCACGAGCAAACUUUUAUCUCGCGAUGGAGCAAUCGUGGUGGCCGUGGAUCGCAAUUUAGCCGCAGCGGAAGAGACCGUGCAAAGCUUGGGGGGUAAACAAGAUAACGCCGCUUACGAGAUGGACGUUUCAUCCAGCGCAAGUAUAGACAAAGUACUGAAAGCAGUCGUCGAAAAGUAUAAAAAGCCGCCGAUGAUUGUGGUCAAUUCGGCCGGAAUUACAAGAGAUAACUUCUUGUUGAAAAUGCCAGAAGCUGACUUCGAUGCCGUCAUUGAUGUGAACCUGAAGGGAACUUGGCUGAUGCUGCAGCAUUUUGGCAAGGCAAUGGUAGAACACGAAGUGUGCGGAUCGAUGGUGAACGUUUCGUCGAUUGUAGCUCGGAACGGUAAUAUUGGACAGUCUAACUAUUCGCCCAGUAAAGCCGGCGUCGAAGCUAUGACAAAAGUGGUUGCGCGUGAAUUUGGCCGCUACAAUAUUCGAGUGAACGCCGUUGUACCGGGCUUUAUUAAAACUCCGAUGACAGAAACGCUUCCGCAAAAGGUAAAGGAUAUGGUUAUCAUGCAGUGUGCGCUGCGGCGGUUUGGUAACCCGGAAGAAAUUGGCGAAGUAAUCGCAUUCUUGGCUUCUGACAAAAGUAGCUACGUUAACGGGACUUCGAUCGAAGUAACUGGAGGUUAAAAAGUGCCUUUGAGCCGGUGAAAUUGGUUAAAAUUAUUACUCAGGUCAACGAAACAGAAGGCAUUUAAAUUGUUUACACCCUACUUAACUUGGCUCAAGCUCUGGAAAGUUCACUCCAAGUCUAAAAAAAAUAUUUUAACUCCACAGUCGUGCAUUAUAUAUAACGGUAUUGUAAUAAAAAAAAAGAGUUGAAUUUA
Wyeomyia smithii (pitcher-plant mosquito) is the source of this 1114-nucleotide messenger RNA. RefSeq names its product estradiol 17-beta-dehydrogenase 8. The record is from RefSeq and is a predicted model, not a curated record. Lineage: Eukaryota; Metazoa; Arthropoda; Insecta; Diptera; Culicidae. Bases 177 to 917 code for a protein of 246 amino acids. Gene Ontology annotation, molecular function: oxidoreductase activity, acting on the CH-OH group of donors, NAD or NADP as acceptor. The transcript has 3 exons.